This is a messenger RNA of Leptopilina heterotoma, 1636 nucleotides long. RefSeq names its product nucleoside diphosphate-linked moiety X motif 19-like. The record is from RefSeq and is a predicted model, not a curated record. The transcript has 6 exons. The coding region runs from base 363 to 1445 and encodes 360 amino acids. Gene Ontology annotation, cellular component: mitochondrion. Lineage: Eukaryota; Metazoa; Arthropoda; Insecta; Hymenoptera; Figitidae. Gene Ontology annotation, molecular function: hydrolase activity, acting on acid anhydrides, in phosphorus-containing anhydrides.
AAUUAUAGGAUAUUUAAAAAAAAUAAAUUCUCCUAGUGUCUGGAAACAAUUAGCGUGAUUAUCAUUUCAUAGUCGCGCUCACUUCUUGAUUUUCAAUAUCAUGACUCAACGAUAAAUUUCAGUAGGAAAUGUGCCGCUAUCGGCGCAGCAAAAUUCAGUCACAUAUGUGAUAUAAUUUAUUUAAUAUUAUUUUUAUCCAUCUAUUACGCAAGUUGCUCACUUAGAGAAAUACUCAAAAAAAAUCAUUCAAAAAAGGUUAUGAUGAUAUUGAACCUUAUAAUUUGUUAUUACGUGAAAUAAUUUAUUACUACCAGAAAUAUUCUUUCCUAUCUAAGUACUAUUCUCUAAAAAUUAAGUCCGCAAUGAAAGUUUGGAGAGACGCUGCUAGUCUUCUUCUAGCAGCUCGACAUCGUGUCAAACCAAAAGAAACUUCGUCAUCAGUUUUUACGUAUGACUAUCAAUUGAUGGCACUGAAGAGACACCAGAAUUCGAGUUUUAUGCCCGGAGCCUAUGUAUUUCCGGGCGGUACAACCGAACCGGCCGAUGCUGAUUUAAAAUGGAAUAAACUCUUCGCUGCCUUUGGAUUUGAUCAGAAUAAUUUUAAAUCACUGAUACCAAACACUAAUACACGGCCGCCAAUUUUCAAACAAGUAUCCAAUGAAUUGCCACGAGAAAUUUCUCUAAGAAUAACAGCAAUUCGAGAGACAUUCGAGGAAUGUGGAAUUUUACUUUGUAAAAGCUCGUCGAAAGUUGGUUUUUUGAAGGAUUGGGCACAAAAUUUUACCGUUCCAAACGGUGAACUUGAAAAGUGGCAGAGCAAAGUGCACAAUGAUCCGACAGAAUUUUACAAAUUAUGCGAAGGUCUUCAAUGUUACCCCGAUUUAUGGUCACUGCACGAAUGGAGCGAUUGGUUAACACCAACAACAAUAGGAAAGCGUUUUGAUACUGUUUUCUAUUUGGCUUGUCUUCCCGAAAUUCCCGAGGCUAAAUACGAAGAAACCGAAAUGGAGGAUUUAAUAUGGGCAAAUCCAAAGGAACUUAUUAACUCCUCAUCGAAUGUACUUUUAAUGCCACCACAACAGUAUGAAUUAGCGAGAUUAGCGAAAUUCGAAUCUUUGGAUAAUUUAUUAGAAUUCGCCGUCGAUCGAAGUAAAAUGGGAGUGCAAUUAAAUUUUCCCGUCAUGGUAAAAUUAUUAGACGGAACAGUAUUUCUUCUACCCGGAGAUUCAUUGUAUCCAAAGCAAGUGAGUUUUAUGGAGAAAAAUACUCUCGACAAAACAACAUUAACAAUUAGUGAAUUACGAAAUGAUUCACCAGUUAAAAAUCGUCUCGAAUUCUACGAUCUUGAGGUGAAAAAAAUAAUUGUCCACAAUCAUGAAAAUAUUGACGGUCACUUGUCACCACUUCCAGUACAAACUGUUCGCAUUAAGCCGAGUAAAUUAUAAAAUUUUGUAAAUUAAAAAAAAAUUUGCGAAGAAAUUUGUGAAUUAAAAAAAAAAACAAAUUGCGAAAUAAUUCGUGAGUUAAAAAUAAAUUACGAAAAGAAUUUGUAAAUUAAAAAUAUAUCCUUCGAAAAAAAUGUUAUUUUUCUACUGUAAUAUGUAAUUUUACCACGUUUCGUAAAUUAAUUUUUUGU